Cladocopium goreaui is the source of this 767-nucleotide messenger RNA. The record is from the annotation of a GenBank genome assembly. NCBI's taxonomy places the organism in Eukaryota, Dinophyceae, Suessiales, Symbiodiniaceae.
AAAGAGUUACAGCUCCAGCCCGAAGGUGCGUGAGCGCCAGAUCCGAGACUCAGAGAGGCAGAGGAGCCAAAGAUGGACUUGCUGAGGAUGACAAACAUGCCCCUGGCCCUGAUCAAUGAAGACAUUGACUACUCAGACAAAUAUUCUGACGAUGUCUAUGAGUACAGACGUGUCACUGUUCCCCGUGCCAUGCUGCAGACAUUCCCUCAGGGCCGCACCAUGGAGGAGUGGGAAUGGCGCCAGCACGGGAUUGUCAUGUCUCGAGGAUGGGAGCACUACGAUCACCAUGCGCCGGAAGCAAAUGUGCUGCUGUUCCGACGAGUACUUGGCACUGAUCCAAGGACGGGUCUGAUUCCUCCCAAGAUGGCACUCAAGGUGCAGCAGAGACUCCAAUAUGUUCAAGAACUGGAGCAGGCCAGACAGCGCAUGAUUCAAGAACGCAUGCUUCGAGAACAGUCCAUGGGCACCAUGGAUUUCUGAGGUGAUUAUGCAAAUCGGAAAACACAUCACGAAAUGUAGUAUCACGAAUCAAUUCGCUUUGCGCGGCUACGUUCUCAAAUUUGGGACCCGUGAAGCUCUUAGACUGACCAGUUGAUGUCAGCCCAAAGGUGUCCUUAGAAUGGUCCCAGAAAUUAGUCUGACCAUGUCUGACCUAGAUUCAUUCUGCUUCGCUACAAGCAGAUGUUUUAAUUAAUGUCUUUCAUGUCUCGAGGCUCUCAAAUGGAGUAAAUGAUAUUGAAAAUUGUUGGAUGCUUUGCAUAUCGUUG